GCGCGGUGACGGAGCGCGGCGGCCGCGGCCCUUUGUUGGCGGCGGUUGAGGCGCGGCGGGGCCGGGCCGGGCCGGGGCCAACGGCGGCGGCGGCGGGGCCGGGCGCGGGGAGGCCGCGGGAGCCGCCGCCGCUCCCUCAGCGCCUCGCCAUGGACUCGGACGAGGGAUACAACUACGAGUUCGACGAGGACGAGGAGUGCAGCGAGGACAGCGGCGCGGAGGAGGACGAGGAGGACGAGGAGGAAGACGAGCCCGACGAUAAUCUGGACCUGGGCGAAGUGGAGCUGGUGGAGCCCGGGCUGCGCGUCGGAGGGGAGCGCGACGGGCUGUUGGGCAGCGAGACGGGCGGGCUGGGCCCCGGCGGCGGCGGCGGCGGCAGCCUGGGCGGCGGGCCGGGCCCCGGCGGCGGCCCCGAGCAGGAGGAGGAUUAUCGCUACGAGGUGCUGACGGCCGAGCAGAUCCUGCAGCACAUGGUGGAGUGCAUCCGCGAGGUCAACGAGGUCAUCCAGAAUCCGGCGACUAUCACUCGAAUACUGCUUAGCCAUUUCAACUGGGAUAAGGAGAAGCUGAUGGAGAGGUACUUCGAUGGCAACUUGGAGAAGCUCUUUGCAGAGUGUCACGUAAUUAACCCAAGUAAAAAGUCGCGAACGCGCCAGAUGAACACCAGGUCAUCAGCCCAGGACAUGUCCUGUCAGAUCUGCUAUCUGAACUACCCAAACUCGUACUUCACUGGCCUAGAGUGUGGACACAAGUUCUGUAUGCAGUGCUGGAGUGAAUAUUUAACUACCAAAAUAAUGGAGGAAGGCAUGGGACAGACCAUUUCAUGCCCUGCCCAUGGUUGUGAUAUCUUAGUGGACGACAAUACAGUUAUGCGUCUGAUCACAGAUUCCAAGGUUAAAUUAAAGUACCAGCAUUUAAUAACCAAUAGUUUUGUAGAGUGUAAUCGACUGUUAAAGUGGUGUCCUGCCCCCGACUGCCACCACGUCGUUAAAGUCCAAUACCCAGAUGCUAAACCCGUGCGCUGCAAAUGUGGCCGUCAGUUCUGCUUUAACUGUGGUGAAAACUGGCAUGAUCCUGUUAAAUGCAAGUGGUUAAAGAAAUGGAUUAAGAAGUGUGAUGAUGACAGUGAAACCUCCAAUUGGAUUGCAGCCAACACAAAGGAAUGCCCGAAAUGCCACGUCACCAUCGAGAAGGACGGGGGCUGCAACCACAUGGUCUGUCGGAACCAGAACUGCAAGGCGGAGUUCUGCUGGGUGUGUCUGGGUCCCUGGGAGCCCCACGGAUCUGCCUGGUACAACUGUAAUCGCUACAAUGAGGAUGAUGCAAAGGCAGCAAGGGAUGCACAGGAGCGAUCCCGAGCAGCCCUGCAGAGGUACCUGUUCUACUGCAACCGCUACAUGAACCACAUGCAGAGCCUGCGCUUCGAGCACAAGCUCUACGCUCAGGUGAAGCAGAAGAUGGAGGAGAUGCAGCAGCACAACAUGUCAUGGAUCGAGGUGCAGUUCCUGAAGAAAGCAGUCGACGUCCUCUGCCAGUGUCGUGCCACACUCAUGUACACUUACGUCUUUGCCUUCUACCUCAAAAAGAAUAAUCAGUCCAUUAUCUUUGAGAAUAACCAAGCAGACUUAGAGAAUGCUACAGAGGUGCUUUCUGGGUACCUGGAGCGAGAUAUAUCCCAAGAUUCGCUGCAAGACAUAAAGCAGAAAGUACAGGAUAAGUACAGAUACUGCGAGAGCCGGCGGAGGGUUUUGUUGCAGCACGUGCAUGAAGGCUACGAGAAGGACCUGUGGGAGUACAUCGAGGACUGAGCCUGGCCCCGCAGCAAUGAACUCUGAACCCUUUCCCAUCCUAGAGUGCUCAUGCAAUUCCAAUAAAACCCACCCAGGGCGCUGCUCCGCCUCUUACACCGCUGGUCUGUAGUACCGGGAUUCUGUUUUGUUAACAGAAAAAUUAAGUAAAUUAUAUUGUAAUAAAAAAAAAGGUAGAUAAACCAUUGUACAACAGUAUUCUAGGCGGCCAAGAGUGUGACAGACGCACUAAAAAACCCUCCAACUUUAACUUGUAACGUAGCUUCAUCCUCCAAGCCGACUCCUUUUUCUUUUCUCUUUCUUUUCCUGUGUGUAGUACAGAUGAAACUUAAACCAGUUUCUUGACACUGCUUUUCAUGUCCAAACCAGCCAUUUUGAUGGACUUUGGUAAGGGGGGUGGCUCUCCCGCCCCCCUCCUCCUCUCUGCCACACAAGUACACGGAUGAAUGUGGAUUGGCUCAUUGUAAAGAGGAUUUCUGGGGAGGGAAGGAGGGGGGUACACAGCAAGGAAAAAAAAAAAAACCCAACCUUUGUAUAUGACUUUUAAAACAAAAAGAGGACAACACAGUAUUUUUCAAAGUUGUAUAUAGCGCAUAUGCAUGGACAAAGAGCAAGCGUGGCACGUGUUUGCAUAAUGUUUAAUUACAAAAAAAUAUUUAUUCUUUAAAAAUCUUCAAGAUUA
This is a messenger RNA of Poecile atricapillus (Black-capped chickadee), 2490 nucleotides long. It is a transcript of the gene ARIH1, whose product is annotated as ariadne RBR E3 ubiquitin protein ligase 1. NCBI's taxonomy places the organism in Eukaryota, Metazoa, Chordata, Aves, Passeriformes, Paridae. The record is from RefSeq and is a predicted model, not a curated record. The transcript is spliced from 14 exons. Gene Ontology annotation, biological process: ubiquitin-dependent protein catabolic process; protein polyubiquitination; positive regulation of proteasomal ubiquitin-dependent protein catabolic process. Gene Ontology annotation, cellular component: ubiquitin ligase complex; nucleus; cytoplasm. The coding region runs from base 150 to 1808 and encodes 552 amino acids. Gene Ontology annotation, molecular function: ubiquitin conjugating enzyme binding; zinc ion binding; ubiquitin protein ligase activity.